UUCCUUGUAGUGCAGCACUUAUACAGCUAUGCAGCGCGAGGAAGUGUGCGUUGAAAUUGGCCCGUUGACGGUUCGAUUGCUCCAGCGGCCGCCCCAGGUUCCUCCCACUGUGGAUGAUGCUGGUGCGGCUGGCGGCGGGCCACCAGACCUGGCCGUGCGGCCUGCCAGCCAGGGCGCCGGCGAGCCUGAGUCAGCCGUGCUACCUGUCUCCGAUUGCCUCCUCGGCUGGGAGCUGUGGCCCGCGGCCUCCACACUGGCGCUCUAUCUAGCAUCACCGGAGGGGCGCCAGCUCCUGCACGCCGCGGAGCGUGUGGUGGAGCUGGGCGCGGGGCUGGGGCUGCCGGGCAUCGUGGCGGCGGCGCUGGGGGCGGCGCACGUGACCCUGACCGACCUGCCUCAGGCGCUGCCGCUGGCCGCCGCAAACGCCCGGCUCAACGGCGUGGCGGGCACCUGCACCGCCGCGCCGCUGGACUGGGGCGAGGUGGCGAGGCUGGCGCGGGUGCGGGUGGGCGACGGCAGUGCGGCGGCGCAGGCAGGGGCUGCACAGCCUGGGCCCGGAGCACCCGGAGCGGCGGAGAGGAGCGGCGAGGCUGGCGGUGCAAAGGGCAAGCAAGUAGCCGUGGCUCAGGAUGAGACUGGGGUUGGGGCUGGGCCGCAGGCAGGGGCUGGGGCGGGCGGGAGUCCCCGGCAGCCACCGCCGCGACCAGCGCAGGCGCAGCAGGGGCAGCCGCCGCAGCUGUGCCAACACGUGGGCGCCUAUGACCUGGUGCUGGCGGCGGACGUGGUGUACGUGAGUGCGUUGGCGCCGCUGCUGGCCGACACCAUUUCGGCCGUGUGCCGCCGGCCGCCACAGGCGUCGUCGCCCGCGGCAGGGCAACAGCAGGUCUCGGUAGGGCAGCACAAGGGAGGCGCGGCGGCGGCGGGGGCAGGUGGGGCGGCAGCGUGGGCUGCCGGGCCGCAUGCACCACACGAUGGUGCCGCGAGCGGUGGGAAUGUGGAGCGUGGUCGCUGUGGCGGUAGCGGCGGGGAUGGGAGGGAUGCGACGGUGUUGGUGGCGCACACCACACGCAAGUCGGUGUGGUUGGAUAGGUCCACGGGUGAGGUGCGGACAGAUGAGACGGAUGAGCCGUGGGAGCGGUUUCUGGGCUGCAUGAGGAAGCACGGGUUUCGGUGGCAGAGGGUGGAGGUGGAUGGGCGCAGGUGCGAGGAGUCGUUUGUGGGCGUCUUCGCCCGGGGUGCGUAGGGAUGGAGCGGACCAGUAGUGAAGCCGGAUAGCGGUGUAUGCUUUGUGGCGGUGACGGUGGCGGUUAGCACAGGCUGGUGUUGGUGAUGUGCGCCAUUACAUGGAGGUAGGGCGCGGUAAUGAGCUUGUACUUGAAGGACAGCAAAUGAGGCGGAUGGGGCUUGCGAAGGCAGGUGAGCAAGGAUCGCGGUGCGGGUCGCCGCAGCGGAGCCCGCAGCCAAGGCAGUCGCGUGCGGCAUUGAGCUUGGGUCGUGAGGCUUCUUGUUAGGCGAGUUCUAUGCCCAUCUUGGCUUGCGUCAUCUGGAAUGGGAAUGGAUGGAGAAUGUUGGACGCGACGCAUCGCCAGGGGUUUUGGGGCGUGUAAAUGCAUGCCACAUGCACGUUGACUU
Molecule: messenger RNA, 1632 nt
Organism: Chlamydomonas reinhardtii
Lineage: Eukaryota; Viridiplantae; Chlorophyta; Chlorophyceae; Chlamydomonadales; Chlamydomonadaceae
Exons: 3
Coding region: 29-1243 (404 amino acids)
Source: RefSeq, a predicted model, not a curated record